Molecule: messenger RNA, 3174 nt
Organism: Vitis vinifera (wine grape)
Lineage: Eukaryota; Viridiplantae; Streptophyta; Magnoliopsida; Vitales; Vitaceae
Product: external alternative NAD(P)H-ubiquinone oxidoreductase B2, mitochondrial
Exons: 11
Coding region: 1313-2995 (560 amino acids)
Molecular function (GO): NADH dehydrogenase activity; calcium ion binding
Source: RefSeq, a predicted model, not a curated record
CUCUCUCUCUCUCCCUCUCUCCCACCUUCCUGGACUUCUCCUUUUGUUCAAUUUUCUGACCAUUUGUUCAAUUUGGAAUCAAAAGCAAAACAAAACACCUCUCUCUAACUCUCUUUAUUUCUCCACAAAACUUGAAAGCCUCUUCUUCAGCUCUAAGGCUGCGACAACUGUGAGUAGAUCCGAGUGCGCAAGGUUUCAAAGCCAAGAAAAUGAGGAGUUUCAGCUUCUACGAGAGAGUUUCCAGAGCUUUCCAUGACCAUUCUUCGCUCUCUCGCCUUGUUGUUCUCUUCACAGUCAGGUGCUCUGUCUAAUCUUCUAUGUGUUCAGGUUAAACUUGAAUUCAUUUGGCUUCGUGCUCACUUAGCCUAUGUAGUUUUUGGCUUAGUCUAGCUUGCAGGUGCUUGUGCAAUUGGAUUUUGCGCGUCUUUUUUGGUUUAUCCUCUGUUUGGUUGCUGAGAAAACUUUAAAAUCUUUGAAUCACAAAGGUUCAGAAAAACGAAAGCCUUGGUCAACCGAGUAAAAUAUAUUUAUUUUUCUGGAUGACGUGAGGUUUUCCAUUUUUUAUUUAUUUAAAUUUCUAAAAAACCAAUCAGAGCAUUAUUAUUAUUAUUAUUAUUAUUAUUAAUAUAGUUUUAGUAUUUGCAUGUUUAUUGGAUCAUCCUUUGCCAAAUCUGUGGGAAAUGUCGAUAGUUUCAGUUUCGGCGAUGUUAAUUCUGGAUAGAAUCUCGUAAUGCGAUUGAUGAUUUUCAUAUCAAGAAUUUCAUAAACUCAAUGCGUUCAAAACCUGAAGUAAAAUUAAUGAUUCAACUUUGAAUUUGACGACCAAGUCCUGGUGAACGUAUUGAUGCGGUGUUGGAUCACUCUGCAUGUUAUGUUACAGUUUAAUAAUUAUAAACUAUUCGUAACAGUUUGAUAACUUUAGUAAAUUGGCUUAUGUGGAAUCUGUUGCUCUUGGAGGAGCACUUGGAUUGCGUUUAGUUAUAGAGUUUGGAUUUAGUUACAGGGUUUGGAUUUGAUCUGAAACUCCAAAUCUAUGGAGUUAGAAGUUAUUGCUUUUACCAUGAAAUUGUUUCGGUUGAUUUGGGAACUAGGAAUGUAAUUGAAUUUCUGAAGCCAUUGUUAGACAAAACAACCGAACAGAAGAUUUUGGAUUGAAGCCUCCAAAUAACAAUUCCAUGCAACCGCCUCAAUCUUAUGAUUAUCGUGGGGAGAUGUAAAGAAGCUUGAUGAGCAUAAUCAUAGAAAUGGUUGAUGCUACUCAGUUGAUUACGUGGUGAAAGAAUGGAGACUGAGUUCAUUUAGCCCCAAUCAUAUGCUCACAACCAAACUUUGUGGUGGGGGCCUUCUGGCUUAUUCCGAGUCAAAAUCAUACCCAGGUGUAAGGAGUCUUGGUUCCUCUGAAGAUGAUAACAAGAAAAAGAGGGUGGUGGUACUUGGAACUGGUUGGGCUGGAACCAGUUUUUUGAAGAAUUUGAAUAAUUCAUCAUAUGAUGUUCAGGUGGUAUCACCUCGCAAUUAUUUUGCAUUCACUCCUCUGCUACCAAGUGUUACAUGUGGCUCAGUAGAAGCUCGCAGCAUUGUUGAACCAAUUCGCAAUAUUGUUAAAAAGAAAAAUGUAGAAAUUCAUUUCUGGGAAGCUGAAUGUAUCAAAAUUGAUGCAGAAAAUAAGAAAGUUUAUUGUAAAUCUAGUCAAGACACCAAUUUGAACGGGGAAGAAGAAUUUGUUGUGGACUAUGACUACCUUGUAAUAGCAAUGGGUGCCCGUUCUAAUACAUUCAACACUCCUGGUGUAGUGGAAAAUUGCCAUUUCUUGAAGGAAGUAGAAGAUGCUCAGAGGAUUCGUAGGAGUGUUAUUGACUGCUUUGAAAGGGCCAGCCUACCUAACCUGACCGAUGAAGAGAGGAAGAGAAUUCUUCAUUUUGUGGUUGUUGGUGGAGGCCCAACUGGAGUGGAGUUCUCUGCUGAGCUCCACGAUUUUGUAAAUGAAGAUUUAGUCAAGUUAUAUCCCACAGUCAAAGAUUUGGUGAAAAUAACACUUCUUGAGGCGGGUGAUCAUAUUUUAAACAUGUUUGACAAAAGAAUCACAGCUUUUGCCGAGGAUAAAUUUCAUAGAGAUGGUAUUGAUGUGAAAACAGGGUCUAUGGUUGUUAAAGUAUCUGAUAAAGAAAUCUCUACCAAGGAAAGAGGAAAUGGGAACAUUACCUCAAUACCGUAUGGAAUGGCUGUCUGGUCAACUGGUAUUGGGACUCGUCCUGUCAUAAUGGAUUUUAUGAAGCAAAUUGGUCAGACUAAUAGGCGUGCUUUAGCAACUGAUGAGUGGCUACGAGUGGAGGGACGUGACAGCAUAUAUGCACUAGGUGAUUGCGCUACAAUUAAUCAACGCAAAGUCAUGGAAGAUAUUUCUGCAAUAUUUAGCAAGGCAGACAAGGACAAUUCUGGAACACUUACAGUCAAGGAGUUUCAAGAAGUCAUUGAUGAUAUCUGUGAACGAUACCCCCAAGUGGAGCUUUAUUUGAAGAAUAAGCAGAUGCAUGAUAUUGUUGAUCUGUUGAAGGAUUCAAAAGGAGAUGUUGCAAAGGAAUCCAUUGAAUUGGAUAUUGAAGGGUUUAAAUCAGCUCUUUCCCAAGUGGAUUCUCAGAUGAAGAAUCUUCCAGCAACAGCUCAGGUUGCAGCUCAACAAGGUGCUUACCUUGCUAGUUGUUUCAACCGUAUGGAAGAGUGUGAACAAAAUCCAGAAGGUCCUCUCAGGUUCAGGGGAUCAGGCCGCCAUCGGUUUCAUCCCUUUAGGUACAAGCAUUUUGGACAAUUUGCUCCAUUGGGAGGAGAGCAAACAGCGGCCCAACUUCCUGGAGACUGGGUUUCCAUUGGUCACAGCAGCCAGUGGCUUUGGUAUUCUGUGUACGCAAGUAAGCUUGUCAGCUGGCGCACAAGGGCAUUGGUGAUAUCGGACUGGACAAGGCGUUUCGUUUUUGGGAGGGACUCUAGUCGCAUCUGAGGCACCUAAUAGGUUAUAGAGUCUCCUCUUGCAUUCCACCUAUAUUCUUUAAUAAUUCAAGUCAUCCACGCUUCUCAGUUUCAUACUAUACUGCCCAGUGAGGCAAAUUUUGUUUUUGUAUCUUGAUUGAUUUACUGAUUCAUCAAUAAUUUAGAGCAGUAAGUAUGCUCUGUUCAUAA